Lactuca sativa (garden lettuce) is the source of this 1397-nucleotide messenger RNA. Its product is annotated as clavaminate synthase-like protein At3g21360. Lineage: Eukaryota; Viridiplantae; Streptophyta; Magnoliopsida; Asterales; Asteraceae. The record is from RefSeq and is a predicted model, not a curated record. Gene Ontology annotation, molecular function: oxidoreductase activity.
AUAGAUAAUCUGCGUAAUUGACGAAAACUCGAAAAGUAUAUUUUACUCAGAAGAGAAAAUACAUAACACAGCCAUCGACUUUGACCACAGAUCAGUAGAUCACCGUAGACUUGAUUAACCCGUUUUAAAAUCUGCAGUAUUUUCUUUUAUUAAAUUUCAAUGUCAUUGUGUUCUUUUUGUUUCUUGUUGAUUGUCACCAAUCACAUUCACAUCUAUUUUCGAUUUUAAGGAACAGAUUUCUCGUUUCUGAUUUCAAUUUUUGGAUAAUACAGCCGACUACGCUUCAAACAUGGCGGAAGAGAGCUUAGUUCAAGAAGUUACAGGGUUAUUACCACAACAGAACUGCGAAGAUGGAGUCCUCUUCCCGAUUGUUCUCUCACCAAACCCUAAAAUUUCGAAAGCUGUUCAGUUAACAGAAGCGAUUAAAGCUAACAGAGCAUGGUUAGACUCUCUACUCCAUCAAUCUGGUGCUGUUCUCUUCAGAGGCUUCCAUGUCUCCUCGGCUUCUGACUUCAACGACGUCGUUGAGUCCUCCGGCUAUGAAGAUUUUAGCUACGGUGUUGGUGGCGCAGGAUCCAGAACCAAAGUUGUUGGUCGCGUUUACACCGCUAAUGAAGCUCCACCUGAUCAAAACAUUCCCUUUCAUCACGAAAUGUCUCAUGCUCCUUUAUGUCCUUCCAAAUUGUUCUUCUUCUGCGAAGUAGAACCAGGAACUGGAGGAGAAACUUGUAUAGUUCUAAGUCAUGUCAUAUACAACAAGAUGAAGCAAAAACACCCAAAAUUCGUUCAAGAAAUGGAACAAAAAGGAUUGAUUUACACACGAGUUCUAGGAGAAGAAUCCGAUCCAUCAUCACCAGUUGGCCGAAGCUGGAAGGAAACAUUCAUGACAGACAACAAGAUUGUUGCUGAAGAAAGGGCUACAAAGCUAGGAAUGAAACUAGAAUGGAUAGAAGGUGGAGUGAACGUUCUGAUUGGACCAUUGCCUGGGUUCAGAUAUGAUGAGUUAAGACAACGAAAAGUAUGGUUUAAUGGUGUUGCAGGAGGAUUUAAAGAUAAGUUGAAUGAUGAUCCUUCAAAAGGAGUCAUGUUUGGUGAUGAAACACCAUUGCCAGAUGAUGUUGCUAGUGACUGCAGGAAGAUCUUAGAAGAUGAGUGCUUUACUCUGCAAUGGCGGAAGAGUGAUGUUCUGUUGUUGGAUAAUAUGGCAGUUCUGCAUGCAAGGAGACCUUUGAUCACACUACCUCGUCGUGUAUUGGCUUCAUUCUGUAAAUAAAUUUUGUUUAUGUUAUAAAUCGUGAAACUUUUUUUUUUUUUUAAUGUCAUGUGUUUAUGUGUUUACUUGUGAAAUUGUUUGUAAUCUUAGUAUAUGGUUUUAGUAUUAUGUUUUUCUCCCUUCA